GGUGCUAACAGUUUGAUAUAGCAAAAAGGAAAAAGGAAGAGACAAGAAGAUCAAAAAAAAAAUAAGUUAACAACGAAGUAUUGUCAAGCUUCCAACUCCUACAGUUCAGCCACCAUUUGGAGAACGUGACUUGUGAAAUUUCAGAUGAUCUGGUGGCUUGUUGUGUAACAGUGCUUCUUGGAACUCGUUGUUUGUAAGGAAUCCCUGUAUUAAGGCUAAGAAUACAAUGCCUUCAAAAGAAAGUACGAUGAUGAUGAACGGCACAAGUGACCGACCCCAAAUGCCCCAGUGGGAAUAUCAAGACGAUGUUAUUCUCAGUGGAAUCGCGGGCUAUUUCCCGCAAUCCAAUGGGCUCGAGGAGUUUCAAGAGAAACUUUAUGCCGGCGUUGACAUGGUAACUAACGAUGAAAUGAGAUGGCCUCGGGGUAUUCUUGGCCUGCCCGAAAGAGGCGGAAAGAUUAAAGACCUUUCCAGGUUCGAUGCGCAAUUUUUCGGUGUACACCCUAAACAGGCUCACUCGAUGGACCCGCAAUUGAGGCUGUUCCUUGAGACCGCCUACGAGUCGAUUGUAGACUCUGGAUAUGACCCCGCUACACUUAGAGGGAAAAAGAUCGGCGUCUAUAUCGGCGCAUCUGAAUCGGAGUCCGAUGAGGCUUUGAACGUGAAUGCCGACGAAGUCAACGGUUACUCGUUGGUCGGAUGCUGCCGUGCCAUGUUUGCCAAUCGUCUCUCCUAUUCCCUCGACUUUACGGGUCCCUCGAUCACAGUCGAUACUGCUUGUUCGUCUUGCAUGACAGCGCUCACCCAGGCUGUCAUUGCAAUUCGGUCGAAUCAAUGUGAAGCGGCAAUCGUCGGCGGCUCCACAAUCUGUCUCAAGCCGUCCACGGCGUUGAACUUCCACAGACUUUCCAUGCUUAACCCUGAUGGGAUGUGCAAGGCCUUCGACGCUGAUGGCAAGGGCUACGUCCGUUCGGAGACAGUGGGAUGCGUCUUCUUGCAACGCAAAGCAGACGCGCGUCGAAUCUAUGCCACUGUAGUACAUGCUAAAGCCAACGUGGACGGCUUCAAGAAUGAGGGUAUCACCUUCCCGGGAGGCCACGCGCAAGAGAUUCUUCUUCGGGAAGUCUAUGCCGAAGCCAAAGUCGACCCCACAACGGUCCAGUUCGUUGAAGCGCAUGGCACAGGAACCAAGGUAGGAGAUCCACAGGAAGUGGGAGCAUUAUACAACGUAUUUUGUAAGGGCCGUCGGGGUCCCUUGCAUAUCGGCUCGGUGAAGACCAAUUGUGGCCAUUCAGAGGGCGGUUCGGGAAUUUGUUCCUUGGCAAAAGUUAUAACGUUGAUGGAGAAAGGAGUUAUUCCCGGCAACCUGCACUAUGACACGCCCAAUCCAAAUAUCCCUGCCCUAUUGGAUGGCAGUAUCAAAGUCGUUACUAGUGCCACACCGUUCCUGGGCGGCUAUGUAGGGCUGAACUCAUUUGGAUUCGGAGGUGCAAACGUCCAUGUGAUUCUUGACUCGAACAAGAGUGAGCACGUUGGCGUUGCAAUACGCGAUAAGGCCCAUGUGCCGCGCCUUGUUCUCAUUUGUGGACGCAGUGAGGAAAGCGUCAACCGUGUCCUAGGGCGUUUAUCGAGCCGAACGCUACCUGAUGCGGCCUACCAUCUACUCAAUAAGGUAGCAACUACUCCUACACAUAUGAUGACUCGAAGAGGCUUUACAAUCGUGCCAACUUCUGGUGAAGUGGUCACAUUCCAGACCCUGGCCGAAGUUACGAAAAGGCCAGUGUUUUUUGUCUAUGCUGGUAUGGGCUCCCAGUGGACGGCGAUGGGCCGCCAAAUGAUGGAGUUCGACGUCUUUGCCAAGUCUAUUUAUAAGUCGCACGAGCUACUGAAGCCAUUUGGUAUCGACCUGUUGCAAGUGUUAAUCGGCGAUAAAAUCGAAAAUCCGUCAAUGGUUGUACCAUUUGUGUCGAUCGCAGCUGUGCAGGUCGCAUUAACCGAUUGCUUAUUUGCCUGUGGUAUCCGUCCAGAUGGCAUCGUUGGCCACUCGGUGGGCGAGUUGGGCUGUUCAUAUGCAGAUGGUUGCUUCACAGCAGAGCAAACAGUGCUGGCUGCCUAUUGGCGUGGAAAAUGCGUUGAGGCAGCAGAAUUACCCAAAGGUGCGAUGGCUGCUGUUGGUCUGACAUGGGAACAGACUCUUAAAAGAUGCCGCGAUGGUGUAGUUCCUGCGUGCCACAACAGUGAAGAUUCAGUUACCAUUAGCGGGCCAGCUGACGCAGUGAUCUCAAUGUGUAACGAACUCCAGAAUGAGAACAUCUUCGUUAGACAAGUAAACUGUUACAAUGUUGCCUUCCACUCAAUUCACAUGGAACAGAUUGCCCUCUCGCUACAGGCAGCCCUUGACAAUGUUGUUCCAGUUGCAAAACCGAGGUCAGCACGCUGGAUUUCAUCGUCGAUGCCUAAAGAUCAAUGGAAUGAGCCUCUAGCUAAGACCUGUUCAGCAGCCUAUCAUGUCCAUAAUUUGGUUUCACCGGUACUAUUCAAAGAGGCCCUUGAGAACGUGCCAGAGAACGCAAUUUGUAUUGAAAUCGCCCCCCAUGCCUUACUGCAGUCCAUACUCAAGCGCGCUCUAAAACCUACGUCUGACGUUAUCGGACUGAUGAAACGUAAUGGUGAUAACUUUACUACCUUCCUCAGUGCGUUGGGCAAGCUAUACACGCUCAAUGUGGAUGUUGAUGUAUCUGCUCUGUAUCCCGAAGUGAAGUAUCCGGUUCCCAGAGGAACCCCGCACCUUGCCGGGUUCGUCGCUUGGGACCACUCGCUGGAAUGGCGCGUAUGCAAAUGGAACGAAUUUGAGUCGUUCGGAAAAUCGGUAGAAGAUGUCACCAGUGUUAAUAUCUCUAGCGAAGAAGACUCGGAAAAGUACAUUGAGGGCCACAAGAUAGAUGGUCGCGUACUCUAUCCUGCAACGGGAUAUAUGGUCCUCGCAUGGAAGGCUCUUGCUAAACGAAUGGGCAAGCAGUGGCUUGAUAUGCCUAUAGUAUUCGAAAACGUUAACUUCCAUCGGGCGACAAUUAUUUCGACCUCCGGUGUCGUCAAACUUUAUCUAAAUAUGAUGGGCACCAGCGGGCAAUGGGAAAUCACUGAAGGGGGAACCGUGGCAGCAUCCGGACGGGUCUACAUGCCUGAAGAUAAACAUUUCCUUAACUCGAACAUUCCUGAGGUCCCUAAGAAUGCUACGUUUGAACUUUGCGCUUCCGACAUCUACAAAGAGCUCAGUCUACGUGGCUAUGAGUACCACGGUAUGUUCCGUGGUAUUUUGAAAGCUGAUAUCCAAGAGCCUUACGGAAAACUCAAAUGGGAGGGUAACUGGGUAACUUUCCUGGAUACCAUGCUUCAGUUUACUGUCUUGGGCAGCAAAUACAGAGCUCUGAAUCUACCGGUAAGGAUUACCCAGUGCCGAGUCGAUCCUAGAAUUCACGCAAGCUUUGUGGGCAAUGUUAAGGGCGGAUUGACAGUAUACUACGACAAGCGCACGAACACCUGUAUGUGCGCGGGUGCUGUAAUGAAAGGCCUCAAAGCUAAUGUUGCUCCCCGUAAAAAUGCCCAAGCCUCUCCAUUUUUAGAGGAAUAUCACUUCUCAGCGAACGUCCAGGAAAUUAAAGAUCAUAAGCUUGAGGAGUACGUGAAAGCUACUGCUACCCUGAUGGGACAAUUGCUCGAAAAAAGUAACCAGAAAAAAGCCGCUAUCAUGAAUGGUUGCUCCGAAAUGACCGACACUGUACUUCACAAAUACGUGACUUCUGGUGAAAGCGACAUGGUAAUCAUGAGAGUGCUCACCAAUGUACUCGAACAAGUGAAGAAUGGACGGUCAGUUAUUGAAGCUUUAAAAGAAACUCUUGAUGCUCAUAAAAGCGAACUUGAGCUGGAUAUCCUCAACACCGCGCUUUGGAAUGAAAAGUAUAUCAGGCCUUUAUUGGACAUUGUCGUUGAAAAUACUCCAAGCAAGAAGGUAAGGAUUGUCGAAGUUGGCUCGGACGUGAAUGUUAUGGGCAAAAAAGUGAUCGAAAACAUCCACUUGUCUCAUCUUGAUCUAACGCUUGAUUACACAGUAGUUCAUCCUCUACCGGAUAUUCUUACUGAAAGCUUGCUACCUGCCGACGUCAAAACCGUGACGUGGGACCUAAAGUCAGAGCCUAGCCAAUUGCCUUUAGGAACUGAUCUCACUAUACUGAAAAACAUAGAUGUCGCUGGAGUCCAGCUUACAAAGCUACUUCAGAGAGUGGCUGGACUUCUAAAAUCCAAUGGCUUCAUUUUAGUGAACCAGCGCCAUACAUUAACUCCGGUGGAAAAAUUCCUUUCGACUCUUGGCAGUUUUGACGUUCAUUUCCAAACACCGGCUGCCAUAAAGAACGCUUUAGAAUCUGUCGGUUUCGAUCUGAUUGCAUCCCGUAGCAACGGAUUUUCGUUGAGUUUUUUGGCCCGCAAAACUAACAAGACCGAAAGUACAAAACAGAAAAUAAUUAAGGUCAAAAACGGGGAUUACAACUGGGUAGGACUAUUGAAAGACAAGCUUACUGAGUAUGACAGAAAACCCGAGGGUGAGAACAUUUGGCUAGUCGCUGAAGAUCCCGGUGAUAGCGGAAUCGUCGGUCUGGUUAAUUGUCUUCGUCGAGAGGCAGGGGGAUCACAUGUUAGAGCUAUCUUCAACGUGUCACCUGCAACUAAAUACAAGGUUCCCGAUUUUUCCUUUGAGCACCCAGUUUACAAGGACAUCAUCGCUAAAGAUCUUGUAAUGAACGUCUUUAAGGAAGGUGAGUGGGGAACGAUGCGUCACUUCACUUUAGCUGCUUUGAAGAAGUCGUUAAACUAUGUUUCGACGGAACACGCAUUUCUUAACGUUAAAAUACGUGGUGACCUCAGCUCACUUCAAUGGUACCAAUCUCCCAUCACGCAUAACCCUCCUAGAGCCGGCCAGAUUCUCUGCAGCGUGUAUUACGCUCCCGUUAACUUCCGCGAUAUAAUGCUGGCUACUGGGAAGCUCCCUCCUGACGCACUGCCUGGAGAGCUGGCUGUCUCCGAUUGCGUGCUCGGUCUUGAAUUCUCUGGCCGCGAUCCGCAAGGACGCCGAGUAAUGGGGCAAAUUCCAGCAGAAGGCUUGGCAACUUCGGUUAUCGUAGAUCCCGUGUUCUUGUGGGAAGUGCCUGAUUCAUGGACACUCGAACAGGCUUCAACCGUCCCUGUAGCCUAUUCAACUGCCUACUACGCUCUUAUUAUUCGUGGCCGUCUUCGUAAAGGUGAAGUCGUCUUGAUCCAUUCAGGAUCAGGUGGAGUCGGACAAGCUGCCAUUAGCAUUGCUCUCAAUUUAGGCUGUACGGUAUAUACUACUGUGGGUUCUCAAGAAAAACGAAUCUUUCUAAAGAAGCGAUUCGCUGCGUUGAAGGAUAAUCAUUUCGCCAACUCUCGCGACCUCUCGUUUGAACAACAUGUCUUAAACGAGACUGACGGACGUGGAGUAGAUGUUGUACUCAAUUCACUGGCAGACGAAAAACUUCAAGCUUCGGUUCGCUGUCUAGCUAAUCACGGUCGGUUCCUUGAAAUUGGCAAGUUUGAUCUUAGUAAUAACUCAGGGCUAGGAAUGGCGGUGUUCCUCAAAAACAUAACGUUUCAUGGCAUCCUGCUGGAUUCUCUCUUCGGCAACGACCCCUACGUGGCUCACGACAAGCUCGAGGUGGUUCGGCUUGUAGCAGAGGGGAUAAAAUCAGGUGUCGUGCGCCCUCUUGAUGCCCAUGUCUUCAAUAAUGAUGAAACAGAAGAGGCCUUCCGGUUUAUGGCUUCUGGAAAGCAUAUGGGAAAGGUCGUUGUAAAGAUUCGCGACGAGGAAUCCCAGAAAAAGGUCAUACCGUCACCCAUCAAGGUUAAGGCUGUAACGCGUACAGGUUUCUCUAGUAAAAAGGUUUUCAUCAUUACUGGUGGUCUCGGCGGCUUCGGCCUAGAACUGGCUGACUGGUUGAUCAGCCGUGGAGUAAAAUCACUAAUUCUCACAUCCCGAUCAGGUAUUAAGACCGGCUACCAAAAAUACGCAAUUCAUCGCGGAAAAAAGGCCGGAGCAAAUGUACAUGUUCUUACUCACGACGCUUCAACCGCUGAAGGUGCCAAGAAACUACUGACUGAAGCAAAGCGAAUUUCUGGUCUGCCCAUUGGAGGCAUCUUCAACUUAGCAAUGGUGCUCCGAGAUGCUCUCAUUGAGAAUCAGACUGUCGAAAACUAUGAAGCUGUCUGCGCCCCGAAGGUUGAAGGAACCAAAAAUCUUGAUGGACUUUCACGAAAAGAUUGCCCAGAGCUAGAUCAUUUUGUGGUCUUCUCAUCUGUAUCAUGCGGACGAGGCAACGCUGGUCAAACGAACUACGGUUAUGCUAACUCGGUUAUGGAACGUAUCUGUGAAAGGCGCGUAGCAGAUGGCCUUCCGGGACUAGCUAUACAGUGGGGUGCGAUCGCCGAUGUUGGAGUCGUCCACCAGACAAUGGGUGGUAACGACGCAGUUAUAGGCGGCACACUUCCUCAACGCAUUCAGUCAUGUUUCAGCGUCCUCGACCAAUUUAUGAGUCAGAAACACCCCGUAGUAUCGUCAAUUGUAAAGGCCGAUUUGAAAAAAGGCCUUGCUACAAAAUCUGCUGACCUUACCAGCGCGGUAGCCCAUAUCCUCGGAGUGAAGGACGUCACAAAGCUUAAUCCCAACACCACUCUUGGGGAGUUAGGCAUGGACUCACUCAUGGGAGUUGAGGUCAAGCAAUUGCUCGAAAGGGAGCUUGAUCUUAGCUUGUCAAUGCAAGAGAUCCGCAGCCUCAACCUGAAUAAAGUGGAAAAACUACAGUCAGGGGGAACUACGUCAGAAGUUGCCGUUGUGCCGGCAGCGAGCACAGAAGAUAAACAAGCGAUUCAACAGACGGCGGCAAUUGCCGAGGUACCCAAGGUACCUCUCAAGAAACAGCUAAUUGCCGAAGAACCGUUAGUAAACAUGAAUUCGAUUAAAACAAACGAGGAUCCAGUUUUCUUAUUGCACUCAAUUGAAGGUGACGUUAACAAUCUGGUGCAAAUAGCCGAUAAACUACGCCGACCCGUCUUCGGUAUCCAGCGCACGAAAGACAUAACAAUCAGCUCAAUUGAGCACCUUGCCCUCUCUUAUAUGCCGAAAAUGAUUGCUCAGCAGCCUGAGGGUCGACCAUUCCACAUCGUCGGCUACUCUUUUGGCGCUAUGGUGGCGUACGAGAUCGCGUGUCUGCUACAAAAACAAGGUCACCAGGUCAAAACGCUCACUCUCCUGGACGGCGCGCCCAAGUACGUUGCCGUGCACACAACCAUUCAUAAAAAUAAAUUUGACAAGAGCGGCGAUAUCAACGAAGAAGAGGCCAGUGCUCUUUGCGCCUUCCUCAUGCAGUAUAUCGACAUCGAUUUCCUUAAGCUGAAAUUAGAGAUGACAAAGAUCUCUGGCUGGGAGGCAAAGCUCACCGUUGCAACAGAUGUUCUUCUGCAGAGCAAAGAGCUUAACAACCGAGAUAAACCCUCGGUCGAGCAGGUUGCCAUGGCUUCACGAGCCUUCUACGACUUUCUGCUGUGCGGCAAUCGUUACCAACCUUCGCAGAAGUUCAACGGUGACGUGACUCUUAUUAAGGCUUCGAAACUACGUAAGAUGGCCAUGACAUUGCCUGAGGACUAUGGCUUGUCAAGCUGUGUGUCGGGCAAGGUAGCAAUGUAUGUUGUUGAGGGAUUACACGAGAACUUCAUUCUUGGCAAAGGUGCCGCCGCCUGCGCAGAUAUCAUAAACGCCAUUAUCUAGACUGGUAGGGAGAAGGAAAGAUAGAACUGAAAUGGUAUCAUCUAAGAAAAGAGUUGGCCAUGUCUGGUCCAGUGUAGUAUGAAUAUGAAGUAAUACUUCAAUGAAGACAGUGUUUAAUACAGAAAAAAAGAGUGAUUAAAAAUAUUAUGCGCUUUAAAUAUUGUACCGACAUAUUAAACAAUGCAAAAAAUAUACUUAUCAGGAAACAUACACGAUUGGACAGAUCGGACUUGGCGCCUUAAAGUUUCAACAGUACCUGCCAAUCCGCAAUAGAGACCAAUCUUAUAUCCAGUCAAGCAGAGUGAAGUCAGGUCUCUGUUUAAUUCGAACUGAAUUUAUUUGCCGUUGGCAUUAAACUUUCUAGCGCAAAUAAACGUAUCAUACUAACAA
Messenger RNA from Varroa destructor (honeybee mite), 8224 nucleotides. RefSeq names its product fatty acid synthase-like. Gene Ontology annotation, molecular function: fatty acid synthase activity; oxidoreductase activity; phosphopantetheine binding. The record is from RefSeq and is a predicted model, not a curated record. NCBI's taxonomy places the organism in Eukaryota, Metazoa, Arthropoda, Arachnida, Mesostigmata, Varroidae. Gene Ontology annotation, biological process: fatty acid biosynthetic process.